Messenger RNA from Diospyros lotus (date-plum), 1374 nucleotides. RefSeq lists its product as uncharacterized. The coding region runs from base 1 to 1374 and encodes 457 amino acids. The record is from RefSeq and is a predicted model, not a curated record. The transcript has 3 exons. Gene Ontology annotation, molecular function: protein dimerization activity. Lineage: Eukaryota; Viridiplantae; Streptophyta; Magnoliopsida; Ericales; Ebenaceae.
AUGGCUGAAGAUUUAAUGAAUCCGUCUCAACAUAUUGAAAGGGUAAUUCAUUCACAAACAAAAGAGGAAUCACAGAAAAAUCACUUACGCCUAAGGGCUUCAGUUAUAGCUGUCAGGUUACUAGCACUCCAAGGUUGUGCCUUUAGAGGUCACGAUAAAUCUUCAUCUUCAUUGAAUCGUGGAAAUUUUAUUCAAAUGCUUAAGACUUUUGGACAAUUGAGUAUGGAAGUUGAUAAAGUUAUAUUAGAUAAUGCUUCGAAAAAUGCUCAAUAUAUUGCUCCAAAUAUUCAUAAGGAUAUUUUGCAUAUUAUGGCUAAUAGAGUACGACAGAUGAUUCGUGAGGAUGUUGGAGAUGAACGCUUUUGUAUUCUUGUGGAUGAAGCAAAAGAUGAAUCUAAUCGAGAGCAAUUGGCCAUUAUUUUGAGGUUACAACUGGCAUUGAUUUCUGCAGCUAAGGAUGUCAGUGUUAUUUGGGAAUUCUUUUCUCAUUUGGAUAAUAUUAUCAAUAUUAUUAAUUCUUCUUCUCAGCGCAUUAGUGAGUUGCAAAAUGCUCAAAGAAAAGAAGUUGAGCAUAUGUUGAGUAUUGGAGAGCGUGAGUCUGGAAGUGGAGCCAAUCAAAUAGGUAAUUUGCAACGUGCUGGAGCAACACGUUGGAGUUCCCAUUAUGAUUCUGUAAAAAGCAUGAUAGGCAUGUAUUCUACAACUUGCAAGGUGCUUGAAUAUCUUAAAGUUCAUUGUUCAAAAGCAAGUUCUCGAGCUGAAGUCCGUGGCGCUUAUAGACACUUUGCAUGUUUUGAAUUUGUGUUCAAUUUGCUUUUAAUGCACAAAAUUAUGAGAAUAACUGAUGUUCUUUGUCAAGCUCUUCAAAAAAAAUCACUAGACAUUUUGGCUACUAUGAGAUUUGUUUCUACUGCGAAACUUAUCCUUCAAGAAUUGAGAGAAGAAGGUUGGGAAGUGUUUCUUCAAGAAGUAAAAGAUUUUUGUUCAAGACACAACAUUGACAUACCGGAUCUAGAUUCUUCAUAUAUGAUUGGUCGUUGUAGGGAUGAGACUACAGUUGAGCACCAUUAUCAUUUUGAUGUUUUCAAUGAAGCAAUUGAUUUUGAGUUGACCAACAGUGGAAGGUCAGAUACAUACAUUAUGAUAACUAGAUUGAUUCGUCUUGUAUUGACAUUACCCGUUUCUACUGCAACUACUGAGCGAGCAUUUUCAGCAAUGAAACUUUUGAAGACAACACUUCGUAACAAAAUGGAGGACGACUUCCUUGCUGAUUGUAUGACUCUCUACAUUGAAAGAGAACUUGCUCUUACAAUAGAUGUAGAUUCUGUUGUAGAUGAAUUUUUUGUUUCAAAACCUCGUCGAGCUCAAGUUUAA